Anastrepha ludens (Mexican fruit fly) is the source of this 421-nucleotide messenger RNA. RefSeq lists its product as uncharacterized. Bases 80 to 421 code for a protein of 113 amino acids. Lineage: Eukaryota; Metazoa; Arthropoda; Insecta; Diptera; Tephritidae. The record is from RefSeq and is a predicted model, not a curated record. The transcript is spliced from 4 exons. Gene Ontology annotation, molecular function: DNA binding.
AGAGCUGGGCGGAAUAUCGAUGUUAUAUCGAUGUAUCGAUGUUUCAAUUUGAAAAUGAAACAUCGAUGUUCGUAAACCGAUGUUCGAUGUUUUCGCAAAUUUUGUACCAUCACUUAGUAAUUGCACGUGGAACGAAAGUGGCUUUUGGUGUUGGCAGGCAGUGAUUGAAAUGGAGCGGUUUGUAGAAAGUUCUAGUGGCAAAGUUUCAAAGACGAGCUCAAAGGAGGUGGAAGAAGAAAACCCAGCAAAAAGAACAAGGUACGGUCAGUCAGGUGUAUGGCAAUUGUUUAACAAAUCAAAGGAUGGCAGUUCAGCUAAAUGCAUUCAGUGUGGAAAAACAUAUAUAACAUGUGGCAAUACCACUAAUUUGGCUGGACACCUGAAACGGAUGCAUGCAGGAUUAACUGAAAAAGAGUCUUGA